Molecule: messenger RNA, 579 nt
Organism: Penicillium canariense
Lineage: Eukaryota; Fungi; Ascomycota; Eurotiomycetes; Eurotiales; Aspergillaceae
Exons: 2
Coding region: 1-579 (192 amino acids)
Source: RefSeq, a predicted model, not a curated record
AUGUCUAGGAGACAAGGCCAUAUCUACUUCUCUAAUCUUCCUAAUGACUUCGAGCAUAUGCAUCAGUCAAGCCACGUUUCAGGAAGGGCUACACAAGCGGAACAGUUCAACGAUCCGUCCUUCGAUCAAAUUCUUAGCCUCGAUCAGACGGCUCCAGUUCCCGCGCCAGGCACCUUCUACGAAAACGAUACACCCUACCAUACGAACUGGCUUGCGCAAUUGAACGCUCUCAAUGCCUACAGUGAUCCGUCCAGCAGAACAACUUCCCAACCUGUGGUGAAGCACCACUCGACCAAAAGUAAAGCUGGACAUCCUCAAGGCUCCCAGCCCAAGCCUCGUCGCCUGCAGAGAAAGCAGGUCAGAUAUACCGGAAGUCCACCGAGUCCCUCGAUCUGCAAAUGGGCUCAAUGCACGAGGCCAGGCCCAUUCAGCUGUGUGGCAUCCUUAAAGCGCCACGUGGACACGCAGCACGUGGCUCCUCGUUCCAUUCCAUGCCUCGACGAGAACUGCGAGAAAGUCUUCAACAGAAAGGACAACAUGAUCAACCAUCUCCGUAGUGUGUGUAGCGUCGUCUUGUGA